Molecule: messenger RNA, 1272 nt
Organism: Indicator indicator
Lineage: Eukaryota; Metazoa; Chordata; Aves; Piciformes; Indicatoridae
Gene: PICK1
Product: protein interacting with PRKCA 1
Exons: 12
Coding region: 7-1233 (408 amino acids)
Biological process (GO): regulation of Arp2/3 complex-mediated actin nucleation; positive regulation of receptor internalization; receptor clustering
Cellular component (GO): neuron projection; postsynaptic early endosome; postsynaptic density
Molecular function (GO): protein domain specific binding; protein kinase C binding; phospholipid binding
Source: RefSeq, a predicted model, not a curated record
AAAACAAUGUUUGCAGAUUUGGACUAUGAUAUUGAGGAAGAUAAGAUGGGGAUCCCCACUGUACCUGGGACAGUGACCCUGAAGAAGGAUUCUCAGAACCUGAUUGGGAUCAGCAUUGGGGGAGGAGCACAGUACUGCCCCUGUCUCUACAUUGUCCAGGUGUUUGAUAACACUCCAGCAGCCCUGGAUGGCACUAUAGCAGCUGGUGAUGAAAUCACAGGAGUGAACGGGAAGUCUGUCAAAGGAAAGACCAAGAUGGAGGUGGCCAAGAUGAUACAGAUGGUAAAGGGAGAAGUGACCAUACACUACAACAAGCUUCAGGCUGACCCAAAGCAGGGCAAGUCAUUGGAUAUCGUAUUGAAGAAGGUAAAGCAUCGACUGGUAGAGAACAUGAGCUCAGGGACUGCAGAUGCCCUGGGGUUAAGCCGAGCCAUACUUUGCAAUGAUGGACUGGUGAAGAGAUUGGAGGAGUUGGAGAGGACAGCAGAGUUAUACAAAGGCUUGACAGAGCACACCAAGAAUCUUCUCAGAGCUUUCUUUGAGCUGUCCCAGACACACAGAGCAUUUGGAGAUGUUUUCUCCGUCAUCGGCGUACGGGAGCCGCAGCCAGCUGCCAGCGAAGCCUUUGUGAAAUUUGCCGAUGCCCAUCGCAGCAUUGAGAAGUUUGGGAUUCACCUUCUGAAAACCAUUAAGCCGAUGCUUACUGACUUGAACACAUAUCUGAAUAAAGCCAUUCCUGACACAAGGCUGACUAUCAAAAAAUACCUGGAUGUCAAGUUUGAAUAUUUGUCCUACUGCCUGAAAGUCAAAGAGAUGGAUGAUGAAGAGUACAGCUGCAUUGCUCUGGGUGAACCCCUCUACAGGGUCAGCACAGGGAACUACGAGUACCGCCUGAUCCUGCGGUGCCGGCAGGAGGCCCGCACGCGCUUCGCCAAGAUGAGGAAGGACGUGCUAGAGAAAAUAGAGCUCCUAGACCAGAAACAUGUGCAAGACAUCGUGUUCCAGCUCCAGCGUUUUGUCUCCACGAUGUCCAAGUACUACGACGACUGCUACGCUGUGCUCCGAGAUGCAGAUGUCUUUCCCAUUGAGGUGGACCUUGCCCGCACUACUCUCAGCUAUGGGCAGAAGGACACAUACACAGAUGGAGCAGAAGAAGAAGAAGGAGGAGGGAUUGAGAGAGAGCAUAGUGGGAAAGAGGACACAGAUGGUGAAAAGCUCAUUGAUGAUGCCUGAGUGUGCCAGCAUGGCCAGAGGGAAGGCUUUGCAGACUAU